AUGUCCACUGCAGCAGCUCCAGAUUCUCCUGUGAGCGCCGCCGUCUCGGCAGCCAACGUGCCGCUGGUGGACAAAAGGUGCCCCGAGGUUGUGGAGAUGGGAUGUGGCAGUGAAGGUCGCUGCAGAGGUGACCAGACCGGUCCUGCUGGUGAAGAGACGCCCGUGCUUCCACCCGGAAACAGGCACACCUUUGACACGAUCGUUGAGUCCCUCCAGGCCCUCGACAGGUAUUGUAGAGAUCUGUAUAGCAUCGAGUUGUCCAUUGGCCCACUUGCUUUUCUACCCAGCUCUCCGCUGUUCUCAGUGAUGGUGGUACUUCGGCAGCUGAUCGUUCGGAACGUGCGGCCAGCGGACGCUGCCGUCUCAGCUGGGCUAAUGGCAGUGUUUCCAUCGCGUGGUUUGUAA
Molecule: messenger RNA, 405 nt
Organism: Symbiodinium natans
Lineage: Eukaryota; Dinophyceae; Suessiales; Symbiodiniaceae
Source: the annotation of a GenBank genome assembly